UCAAACUCAAAACCUGGUUUACUCACUCACACUCUUUUCAUUUCCCCACUCUUUCCGUCGAGAAAGAAUCAAGCCACCAUAAUGUAUCGCAUUCUCCACCGCAGCAUGUGCACGGUCGCAGUAGAAAUUGCAGAAUCAACCACCAGCAUCAAGUCCAUUUCACAAGACCUCUACAAAGAACAAAACCUCAAGACACUCGUUGACAAGUUCAAGAAAGCCUCCGACAUCGACCGCUUCCGCACAAAAGCCGGCAUCUACGAAGACACCGUCCGCCGCCUCGCCAGAGCUAAGCGCUUCCGAUGGGUCCGCGACAUCAUCGAGCACCAGAAGAAUUACACGGACAUAGCCAAUGAAGGUUUCUCAGCGCGUCUCAUUACGCUGUAUGGAAAAUCCAAAAUGGACAGACACGCACAGAAGCUGUUUGAUGAAAUGCCUCAGAGGAACUGUAACCGUUCGGUGUUAUCUCUCAAUGCUUUGUUGGCGGCUUAUCUUCAUUCGAAGAAGUAUGAUGUUGUUGAGAAGCUUUUUAGGGAUCUUCCUGUUCAGCUCUCUGUGAAACCUGAUUUGGUUUCUUAUAAUACUUUUAUUAAGGCAUUGUUGGAAAUGGGGUCUUUUGAUUCUGCGGUUGCGGUGGUUGAGGAGAUGGAGAAGGAGGGAGUGAAAACUGAUUUGAUCACGUUUAAUACUCUGCUUGAUGGGUUGUAUUCAAAGGGUCGUUUUGAGGAUGGUGAGAAACUGUGGGGGAAAUUGGGUGAGAAGAAUGUUGUGCCUAAUAUCAGGACUUACAAUGCAAGGCUGUUGGGGUUGGCUAUGGUGAAGAAAACUGGUGAAGCUGUUGAGUUUUAUGAGGAAAUGGUGAAAAAGGGUGUCAAGCCUGAUAUUUUUAGCUUCAAUGCUUUGAUCAAAGGUUUUGCAAAUGAAGGGAACUUAGAUGAAGCUAAGAAGUGGUUUGGUGAAAUUGGAAAGUCUGAGUAUGAUCCUGAUAAGGCCACUUAUUCAAUAAUUGUUCCUUUUCUAUGUGAGAAGGGUGAUUUGAAAAUGGUCCUUGAGAUUGUUAAGGAGAUCUUCUACACUCAUUGCCGUGUUGAGGCAUCAUUGCUGCAAGUUGUGGUGGACAAACUGCUGAGUGAGUCCAUGGUUUCAGAGGCCAAGGAGAUUGUCGAACGAGGAAAAACCAAUAAUUACUGUCGCUAUAAGCUGAAUUUGCCGGCAGAUGAGUUGCCAGCAGACGAGUGAGUAGUAGCUUUUGUUUGUUGUGUCCAUUACUAUUAAUUUUGAACUCUAUGUUUUACUAGUCAUAAUGUUGAAUUGGCAAUGCUUUCAUGAGUGGAUUUUGUUUGGCAAUCUGAGCUUUGUAAAAUGAUUGCUUGAAAAUGCCAUUUUCUGUCUGAUGAUUAUUUGUUCUUUUCCUUGUUGAAUAUCAGCCCUUAAACUUUCCA
Vicia villosa (hairy vetch) is the source of this 1439-nucleotide messenger RNA. RefSeq names its product small ribosomal subunit protein mS78 (rPPR3a). Lineage: Eukaryota; Viridiplantae; Streptophyta; Magnoliopsida; Fabales; Fabaceae. The coding region runs from base 82 to 1236 and encodes 384 amino acids. Gene Ontology annotation, molecular function: protein binding. The transcript has a single exon. Gene Ontology annotation, cellular component: chloroplast. The record is from RefSeq and is a predicted model, not a curated record.